Messenger RNA from Didymodactylos carnosus, 2428 nucleotides. NCBI's taxonomy places the organism in Eukaryota, Metazoa, Rotifera, Eurotatoria, Philodinida, Philodinidae. The record is from the annotation of a GenBank genome assembly.
AGUUUAACGCGUUUAAACGCAUUGGAAACUAACGCGUUUAGCAGGAUGUUUUUUGUCACAUUUAGGGCGUUCAAACGCGUUAAAUUAUAACGCGCUCUAACGCGUUGAUUAUCGACCCUGUGAAACGUGUUGAUCAGUAACGCGUUUGAACGUCCGGAAUGUGACAAAAAACAUCCUGGUAAACGCGUUAGUUUCUAUGAAAACUUAAACGAACUCUAACGCGUUUUUUUUCGCAGAAAAAGUUUGCCUGGGUAUAUUGCUGCCAUUCUCCUAAAAAUUUGUCAUGUUAUGUAUUCUAAGAGAUAAUCUAUCUGCAUGACUUUUUUAUGCAACAAUUAUCGAUAUUCUAACUAAAACGAUGCUAAUUAUGUAGUGAAGCAGAAACAGGACGAAAAUGCCGAAAUCAGUGCUCAACGGCAUACGAAAGAUUGGCUCAAACUACAGAAAAAGGUAGCUAAACGUUCUUGAAAGAAUUACCUGAGAAGAAUUGAUCAAACUUUUAAAACAAACAACUUAUUAAUCUUUCAUAUAAUUCUUUUAUUUAGUUGAUGAGAAGAAAUUCUAAUGAUUCAGAUGAAUAUCAAGAAAUAGAACAGCCAACAGUACCGCUACAACCAUUAAUUGAUGUUCAAAUCGACACCAGAGAAAGAUUUUUUAUCGGAAAGGAUUAUUCAAAUAGUUAUCAUAAAGAUUUCGAAUUUCUGGAAAAAUAUAACGAAGAUUAUAUUGAACGUGAAAAAUGUCCUCGUAUGCCUUGGCAUGAUGAAGCUCUGGUAGUGCUAGGUGAAGUAGCACGAGAUGCGGCAAGACAUUUUAUCCAACGAUGGAAUAUUCAUAAGCGUGAAUUAUGUAUGAACGAUAAUUCAAUACCAUUUUUAUUACCAAAAACGUAUGACGAUAAGCGAGAAUUAAACGACAUUAACUGGAAAUCUUUUCUCGAUUUAACGCCUAUUCCGGUCAACGCACAGGUAAUUAACAAUAGUUAAACUUUUUCCAAGUAAUUAAUGUAAGUACAACAUCCGAUCUGUGAACGGCUUAUUACUCCAAUUGAAAAAUCUUACAGCACUAUUUUCGACGGGAAAUUCUCUGAAUCACAAAGAAACGACUGUUUUUGAUGCUGUAAUCAUCAAAAACACUUUUGAGUAGACAAAAGUUGUGUCUUCUCGAUUCGCCCCUAAUUGCUCUCUCUCAAUUAGUUCCACAAAUUUUUUUCUCAGUUAGUUCCACUCUUUUUAGUCUUAAUUCGUACCAAUUUUCUUCUCUCUCAAUUAGUCUCAUUUUUUAAGUACUUAUUCUGCAUAAGUUCACUUUGAGUUCUUCGAAAUAACAAAAGUUUUGUCCAUGUUGAUUCGAAUAAAAUAACUAAAAAUAUGUACGGAAACGUGUCUAACACAGACAGUAGAAAUUUACAUUUGAUCAAAAGUUGUCGUGUGAGUGUUAAGUUUACAAUGUUAAGUUUCACAGAAACCGAAAAAACCCAUUGCCAACUUUUCUACGUGACCUGUCUCACCAAAACGAGAAAAUAAAAAAACGCGUUUUCUUUCGUUCUGUCAUACUAAAAAACGGGUUGAAACGCGUUUUUUGAGAGAAGUCACGUAGAAAAUUUGGCAAUGGGAAGUAAACCUGCGCUGAAUUUAAAUGGUUGUCAGUUUACAGAAAAACAAAGUAAUAGGAAGAUGAAUCAGUGGAGAGAUCGCAAUUGUACAAGUGUCAUUUCGUUAUGUUCACAAGAUGUCAUCAUAAAAGAUGAAACACAACCGUAAUGUACAUAAGACAAAAGUAAGAUCAUAUUUGGUACAGCAAAAAUCUACAAUGAAACUGAUGAAAAAUUGAAAGUUGACUUGACACUUAUGAAAAAUGGGAGUUAACAAAUCUACAAUUACCUAUAAAAUGCGGAAGCCCCGUAAAAAUUCAUAUGGAAUAACGACAAUGUAUUAAUAAUAUUUUUUGUUUCCAUUUCUGGAAGUUAAGACAAACAUAGGAGAACUUAUGCAGAAUAAGUAUUUAAGAAAUGGGACGAAUUGAGAUUAAAAAGAGUGGGAUGGACCGAGAAAAAAUUUUGUAGGACGAAUUGUGAGAGAGCAAUUAGGGACAAAUCGAGAGUAAACCUCGCUGAUGCUAUAUGUCCGUGAUAAAGCAUCGAAAAUUAUGACUUUUAGUGAAAGCCGCAGAUGUUUAGCUAUUGCGCAUGAUGAGAUAUCUUUUAUUUUACUGUCGCAGGAAAAUAGCGCUAACCAGAGAUAUUAAACGCUUUUUACUUGGAAUCUAGUGGGUUAUAGGUUUUCGACCAUGCUGAUUACGAAUACGACCAUGGGAUUUCUCCAUAGCCCUUCGAAGACCUGGUUUUCUAGAGAACCAGUUUUUCAAAAACUCUAAAAUAUAAUCCGAACCUUUCUUAAUGAGGCAUGAUUGUAGCCCGCACAUUUCU